Molecule: messenger RNA, 1332 nt
Organism: Pundamilia nyererei
Lineage: Eukaryota; Metazoa; Chordata; Actinopteri; Cichliformes; Cichlidae
Product: tropomyosin alpha-4 chain-like
Exons: 7
Source: RefSeq, a predicted model, not a curated record
UCCCCGCAGGCGGAGGCCGAGGUCACGUCUCUCGGUCGACGUCUGCAGCUCAGCGAGGAGAACCUGGACCGCACUCAGGAGAGACUCGCCGCCGCGCUGCACAAGCUGGACGAGGUUGAGAAGGUAGCCGACGAGAGCGAGAGGGGGAUGAAGGUGAUUGAGAACAGAGCUCUGAAGGACGAGGAGAAGAUGGAGCUGCUGGAGGUGCAGCUGAGGGAGGCCAAAACCAUCGCUGAGGAGGCAGACCGCAAGUAUGAGGAGGUGGCUCGUAAACUGGUGAUGGUGGAAGGAGAGCUGGAGCGAGCUGAAGAACGAGCGGAGCAGGCCGAGAGCAAGACCCGGGUGUUGGAGGAGGAGCUGAAAACUGUGUUCACAAGUGCAAAGUCUCUGGAGGCCCAAGCCGACAAGUACUCUCAGAAGGAGGACAGGUAUGAGGAGGAGAUCAAGAGUCUGCGCAACAGACUGAAGGAGGCUGAGACCAGAGCUGAGUUUGCCGAGCGCUCGGUGGCCAAACUGGAGAAAACCAUCGACGGUCUGGAAGAUGCUUUGACUUCUGCCAAGAACGCAAACCUGGAGCUCCAGGCGACCCUGAACCAGACCAUGGAGGAGCUCAACUCCUGCUGAACCUCUGGCUCCGCCUUACCUGACGUGGAUGUCAGGAAACUCUGUGGCCAAAAUAUUCCUCUUCCCUUUCUUCCUCUGGCUCAACCCCUUUUGUCACUGGCCCCUCCCCUUUUCUCUGCUUGCUGGAGGUCAAAAACUAGAUCCUCUGAUCCUGCUAUGAGAGGAGUGUGGGAGAUAUUUCCUCUCCAAUCUGGCUCCUCCCCUCACCUUUGGCCCCUCCCCCUCUUUUCUCACAUUCCUACUUUGAACUUUUUCUGCACAGUUUGCUUUGCCUCCACCCCAGUCAUGUUUUUGUAAUAAUGAGUGACUAACAGCCCCGCCCCUCGUUAACUAAUGACUAAUGGCGUGUUUGUCUUAACGGUUUGUUGUUCCUGCUUUAGUUCACUUUGCCACAAUAAAUAUUGAUGACUGAUUGAUGAAAGCCAAUCUUCUGUUAGCCAAUUAAUUAUUGUUUUUGUCUUCUGGGGUGUGGCUUACUGGAGUGACCAAUAACGGAGGCAUUCAACUGCCAAAUAUGGUGAACAAAGGGGCCAAUCACAAGCCAGACACGCCUCCUGUUUUCUUUGACCUUAGGACAGAAUCAAAGUUAAGAAAAGUGAUUACCUGGAGGCAGGUGCUGUCAUCACUGAUGAUGUCACAGUUCAUUGUAAUAAAUCGUGAAAGUGAAACAGGAUUUUAUAAAAUAAAAGUACCGUAUGUAGACCCAAA